Messenger RNA from Ogataea parapolymorpha DL-1, 804 nucleotides. RefSeq lists its product as uncharacterized. The record is from RefSeq and is a predicted model, not a curated record. The coding region runs from base 1 to 804 and encodes 267 amino acids. The transcript has a single exon. Gene Ontology annotation, biological process: phospholipid metabolic process. NCBI's taxonomy places the organism in Eukaryota, Fungi, Ascomycota, Pichiomycetes, Pichiales, Pichiaceae. Gene Ontology annotation, molecular function: phosphatidate phosphatase activity.
AUGGUUUCUGCGUACGUUCGGUACUUAUCGCCAACGUGGGGCGUGGUGGCCGCCCUCCUCGGCGGGUUCUUAUUUUUAGAGACCUUCGCAACGCCUUUCCACCGCCAAUUCUACGUUCCCGACCCGCGCAUCAGCUAUCCGUACACUGCUGACAGCAUUCCGGACGCUCGUUUGGCGGUGUAUGCCUGCGUGGUGCCCUGUGUGCUGAUCGUGCUGGCGACGGCGACGCAGUAUCUGCGGUCGUCGCGCGACCAGAAACAGCGCAUUGUCCACUUAGCCAAUGUUUCGUGUCUUGCUCUGGCAUUGGCCCUAGGGCUCAACGGAUUCGUGACCGAAUUUAUUAAAGUCAAGGUUGGCAGGCCUAGACCGGACUUUUUGGACCGAUGCGGUUUGUCGCCUAAAUCUCCGGUUCCGGGACUGUACACUGUCGCCGAUUGCACCGCGCCGUACGGAGAAAAAGCGCUCCAGGACGGUUUCAAGUCGUUUCCAUCGGGCCACUCGUCCUUUGCGUGGUGCGGGAUGAAUUUCCUCAACUUGUGGAUCAGUGGCCACUACAGGCUGUACACGGGGCGUUCGGGCUUUUCCGUGAGCAAGUUGGUGCCGCUGGGGCCGGCCCUCGUGGCUCUCCAUAUCUGUAUCAGCCGUUCGCAGGACUACAAACACGACGCGCUGGACAUCACGUGCGGGUCGCUGCUAGGACUCGCGGCGUCGUGGUGGUCGUACCGCCAGUUCUUCCCGUCCGUGGCGGACGACAGCAGCGACCUCCCGCUCGUGCCCGCGCAGGAGCCCGUGCUACCGGUGUAG